GCAGCUGUACCAGAUUCUCAUUUAUACACAGCUACACUAUGAAGCAAGAAUUCCUGAAGAAAUCUACUCUACAUGUUAAGCUAUGGAAGGAUUCUGUCCACAUUUGGAAAUGGGUAUGUCCUUUAUAUGUCUUCUAGACGAAAAAAGAAGCUGAAACCUGCGGAAAUAAUGACUAUCAAUUUAGCAAUCUGUGAUCUGGGGAUUUCAGUUGUAGGCAAACCGUUCACCAUCAUCUCUUGCUUCUGUCACCGCUGGGUGUUUGGCUGGAUUGGCUGCCGCUGGUACGGAUGGGCUGGAUUUUUCUUUGGCUGUGGAAGUCUUAUCACUAUGACUGCUGUCAGCCUGGACCGAUACUUGAAAAUCUGCUAUUUAUCGUAUGGGGUUUGGCUGAAAAGAAAGCACGCCUACAUCUGCCUGGCCGUCAUCUGGGCCUAUGCUUCCUUCUGGACCACCAUGCCCUUGGUAGGUCUGGGGGACUACGCACCUGAGCCCUUCGGAACCUCGUGCACUCUGGACUGGUGGCUGGCCCAGGCCUCAGUAGGGGGCCAGAUUUUCAUCCUGAACAUCCUCUUCUUCUGCCUCUUGCUCCCAACGGCUGUGAUCGUGUUCUCCUAUGUGAAGAUCAUUGCUAAGGUUAAGUCCUCCUCCAAAGAAGUAGCUCAUUUUGACAGUCGGAUCCAUAGCAGCCAUGUGCUGGAAAUGAAACUGACCAAGGUAGCGAUGUUGAUUUGUGCUGGCUUCCUGAUCGCCUGGAUUCCUUACGCAGUGGUCUCCGUGUGGUCGGCAUUUGGAAGGCCAGACGCCAUCCCCAUACAACUCUCUGUGGUGCCCACCCUCCUGGCAAAAUCAGCAGCAGUGUACAACCCCAUCAUUUACCAGGUCAUCGAUUACAAAUUUGCCUGUUGCCAAACGGGUGGUUUGAAAGCCACCAAGAAGAAAUCUUUGGAAGACUUCAGGCUGCACACCGUGACCACCGUCAGGAAGUCUUCUGCUGUGCUGGAAAUCCAUCAAGAGGUAUGAAGUUGGACACGGCAUUACUCAUGGACACAAUGAUUCACUUAUUUGCUUCUUC
Balaenoptera musculus (blue whale) is the source of this 1072-nucleotide messenger RNA. RefSeq names its product opsin 5 (gene OPN5). The transcript has 6 exons. Gene Ontology annotation, biological process: visual perception; G protein-coupled receptor signaling pathway. Gene Ontology annotation, molecular function: G protein-coupled receptor activity. The coding region runs from base 73 to 1020 and encodes 315 amino acids. Gene Ontology annotation, cellular component: membrane. NCBI's taxonomy places the organism in Eukaryota, Metazoa, Chordata, Mammalia, Artiodactyla, Balaenopteridae. The record is from RefSeq and is a predicted model, not a curated record.